Molecule: messenger RNA, 1987 nt
Organism: Talpa occidentalis (Iberian mole)
Lineage: Eukaryota; Metazoa; Chordata; Mammalia; Eulipotyphla; Talpidae
Gene: ACSF2
Product: acyl-CoA synthetase family member 2
Exons: 16
Coding region: 37-1884 (615 amino acids)
Biological process (GO): fatty acid metabolic process
Molecular function (GO): medium-chain fatty acid-CoA ligase activity
Source: RefSeq, a predicted model, not a curated record
AGUUGACUCGCGCCGGGAAGCGGGGUGUAGCGAGCCAUGGCUGUCUACAUGGGGAUGCUCCGCCUGGGGAGGCUGUGCGCCGCGAGCCCGGGGGUGCUGGGCGCCCGGGCCAGCCUCACUCGGGGUUGGCAGAAAGCGAGGUUGCAGGGCGUCCGUCUGCUGAGUUCCAGGGAGGAGGAUCACACUGCAACCCUGCCCAUCGGAGGCCUCAGCUACGUCCAGGGCCGAACCAGUUUGCGACUAAUCAACAAGACGGUGGGACAGUGCCUCGAGGACACAACACAGAAGUUCCCUGACCAAGAGGCCUUAAUCGUCUCCCACGAAAACGUCAGGUUGAACUUCACUCAGCUCUUGGAGGAGGUGAACAAAGCUGCUUCUGGACUCCUAAGUAUCGGCCUCCGCAAGGGCGACCGCCUGGGCAUGUGGGGCCCCAACUCCUACGCAUGGGUGCUCAUACAGUUGGCCACUGCCAAGGCGGGCAUCAUUCUGGUGUCUGUGAACCCAGCCUACCAGUCUUUAGAGCUUGAGUAUGCUCUCAAGAAGGUGGGCUGCAAAGCCCUCGUGUUCCCCAAGCAGUUCAAGACUCAGCAGUACUACGACAUCUUGAAGCAGAUCUGUCCAGAGCUGGAGACAUCCCAGCCCGGGGCCUUGAAGAGUCAGAGGCUCCCAGACCUGACCACCGUCAUCUCAGUGGAUGCCCCUCUGCCAGGGACCUUGCUCCUGGACGACGUGUUAGCAGCUGGCAGUGCCGAGCAGCAUCUGGCCCAGUUCCGGCACGCCCAGAAGUUCCUGUCCUGCCAUGACCCCAUCAACAUCCAGUUCACCUCGGGGACAACAGGCAGACCCAAGGGGGCCACCCUCUCCCACUACAAUAUUGUCAACAACGCCAGCCUACUAGGGGAGCGAAUGAAACUGCACCUGAAGCCGCCGGAGGAGUUGCGGGCAGUCCUGCCUGCUCCCCUGUACCACUGCCUGGGUUCUGUGGGCGGCACAAUGGUGAGCGUGAUCUAUGGCCUCACCCUCAUCCUGUCCUCUCCAGCCUUUGACGGCAAGAAGGUGCUGGAGGCCAUCAGCAAAGAGAGAGGCUCCCACCUCUAUGGCACCCCCACAAUGUACUUGGACAUUCUGAACCAGCCAGACUUCUCCAGUUAUGACAUCUCAACCAUGUGUGGAGGUGUGAUUGGUGGGUCUUCGGUACCCCCACAGCUGAUCCGAGCCAUGAGCAACAAGUUGAACAUGAAGGAGCUGGUGGUGGCUUAUGGAACCACAGAGAACAGUCCUGUGACCUUCAUGAACUUUGCUCAGGACACUCUGGAGCAUAAGGCAGAAACUGUGGGCAGAAUUAUGCCUCACACAGAGGCCCAGAUCCUGAACACGCAGAAUGGAGCCCUGGUAGAGCUGAACACACCCGGAGAGCUGUUCAUCCGAGGAUACUGCGUCAUGCUGGGCUAUUGGGGUGAGCCCCAGAAGACGCAGGAAGCAAUUGGACAGGACAAGUGGUAUCGGACUGGAGACAUCGCCAUGCUGGAUCAGCAAGGCUUCUGUAAGAUUGUGGGCCGCUCCAAUGAUAUGAUCAUCCGAGGUGGUGAGAACAUCUACCCCGCGGAGCUGGAGGACUUCUUUCACAACCACCCACAGGUGCAGGAAGUACAGGUGGUGGGAGUGAAGGAUGACCGGAUGGGGGAGGAGAUCUGUGCCUGCAUUCGAUUGAAGCAGGGGGAGAAGACCACAGCGGAGGAGAUCAAGGCUUUCUGCAAAGGGAAGAUCUCACACUUCAAGAUUCCCCGGUACAUCGUGUUUGUCACAGACUACCCCCUCACUGGCUCCGGAAAGAUCCAGAAAUACAAGCUUCGAGAACAGAUGGAACAACACCUAAACCUGUAAAUAAAGAGGGGAGGGGUGUCCUCCCGGGUCCUCUCUGCCCUCCCCUGACACUGCCCUGUCUGUACUUGUGAUUUGGCAUAAAGAGCUUCUUCAUGUUUUCUUU